This is a messenger RNA of Cryptococcus deneoformans JEC21, 1680 nucleotides long. RefSeq names its product calcium-dependent protein serine/threonine phosphatase, putative. Lineage: Eukaryota; Fungi; Basidiomycota; Tremellomycetes; Tremellales; Cryptococcaceae. The record is from RefSeq and is a predicted model, not a curated record. Gene Ontology annotation, molecular function: calcium ion binding; calcium-dependent protein serine/threonine phosphatase regulator activity. Bases 97 to 624 code for a protein of 175 amino acids. The transcript has 8 exons.
AUCAUCUUCCGUUUUUUUUUUUCGGUUGUGAUCUUCUUAUCUGUGCUAUCACCUUCCCAUUAAUCACCGUUUCAUCAUCAGAUCCAUCUUAUCUCAAUGGGUGCCGCUGAAUCCUCCAUGUUCAACUCUCUGGAGAAGAACUCCAACUUCUCAGGACCGGAGCUUAUGAGGUUGAAGAAGAGGUUCAUGAAGCUUGACAAGGACGGUUCCGGAUCGAUUGACAAAGACGAGUUUCUUCAGAUCCCUCAAAUCGCGAAUAACCCUUUGGCGCAUCGAAUGAUAGCAAUCUUUGAUGAAGAUGGAAGUGGAACGGUUGACUUCCAAGAAUUUGUCGGAGGUUUGAGCGCUUUCAGUAGUAAAGGAGGUCGUGAUGAGAAGCUGAGAUUCGCUUUCAAGGUGUACGACAUGGAUCGAGACGGCUACAUCUCUAACGGUGAACUGUAUCUUGUGUUGAAGCAAAUGGUCGGAAAUAACCUUAAAGACCAACAAUUGCAACAAAUUGUAGACAAAACCAUCAUGGAGGCUGACAAGGACGGGGAUGGAAAGCUCUCUUUUGAGGAGUUCACACAAAUGGUCGCCAGCACAGAUAUUGUGAAGCAAAUGACCCUUGAAGAUCUUUUCUAAUUUUCCAUUCCUACCCCACAUACACCAAUGCCUGUCGUUAGUUAACGAGAUUAUGACGGAGUGUACGAUACCCUUAUUUUGUAUACACUAUGACGAUAUGUCAACGAUAUAAGUCGUUGAACAAGAGACUCGAUGAUGUAGGGUGAGAAUUCUUAGCAAGACGAUGGCCGCGACAAUCAAUUUUUGCGCGAAAUACUUCUACCUGGGAAGAGGAGCUUCAAGAGUGAGGAAUCUUGACCGUCUAUAGGACUCCCAACGUAAUGACUUUUCCAUUGUGUCGACAGUGACGGCAUUUUUGAAAAGCUUAGAGUCAAGAUCAAACAUGCGAACAUACAUGGACAGAUUACAUUCCCUACAGAUUGCUGGUUGGAGCCGUCAAACGACGGUUAAUGAUGACUUAGAUUAUAGGUAUAAGGUUUCUCCCCAUUCAACACAGAGGAAUGAUUUCGGUGUUAAAGUCUUCAGAUAUUUAUGAGGUGAAGAGCCAUCUUUCCUAAGUUACUUACAGUUCACCUCUUGACUGGUCGCUGCUCUUCCCAUCACAGUCCACCACGUCCGCUAAUUGGGGACUCCCAACGACUUCCUGUACCACUCUACGUGCCUUGGCAUUCUCCUCUGUACGUUCGCUGACGGGCUCUCGGGAAGAUUUUGCCUUCUCAACAAGUUUUUUGAAACCCGAGAUUGCCGCUUUGACGGGGCUACCAUCAGGUGUUUUGUAUCCUCCACAUGGGGUCGAAGCUGCGCUGAGUGCUUUUGGUGGUGGUGGCGUCAAGGCGUUUUGAAGGUCCCUCCUUUCCGCAUCUAUGGGGGUUGGGUGAGGUUCACGGAUACUGAUUGGUUCAGUUUCUGAAAGUGGGGUCAGACCUGAUGUAACGCUGUUAGGUGUCGGUACUUCGAUAUGAAUUUCAGGCUUGGUUUCCUCAGAUGUUGCGGUAUAAGGUGCCCGAACGUUGACGGAUUCAUUCUCUGCUAGAAGAGUAUGGCCGGGAUUGACGUUUGCAUACAGUGGCAGAUCGUGAUCUGGAGGUUGAAGACUGAUAGCUUCUGGAGCAGUAU